UCAAAAUAAUGAGCAAAAUAAAAACAAUAUUAACCGCGACUGCGCCGAAAGCCGCGAAAUUCAAGCAAUUUGGGUAGCAUAAACCUAGUCUUAUUAAAAGGAAUGUGCUUAGUGAGAAAGGAUAACGUGAAAAGCGAAAUAUUCGCAAAGUAGUUUAGUGCGCAAGGAUGUAGAGAAAAAUCGCAUAGACAUACUGUUCACUGUGGUGUCAUGUUUGGUCAAGUGCAGUUUUCAGUGGAUUCUCAUUGUGUACAAAUGGUGCGGAUGAAUGAAUAGCGUUGGAAUUUUGCUGAAAAAAUAUAAAGCGAAGGAUAUGGUUAGUGUAACUCAUAAAUGAUAAAGGAGAAUAUACUUUAUAUACAGCGAAUGUUGUAAAUCCUUUUGAAUGCAAGUGUUUUGGUUUUAGUAAAUUGUAACAAAUAGUGACUCUAGUGCAUAAAGUGACGUACUUAAAGCUGCUUUCCCGUUUACGUAAACUAAUGAGUGCGCGUCCUAAGGGAAUGAAAGGAAAACUCUUACACCCUUUAUAUGUGGAGUAUUGCUAACGUAUAUAAGAAGCCAAAGUGACACCCAUUGCUAUAGAAGCGAAAUUCAUGAAAAAUCGAUAUUCGCCAAAAAUGAAACGGUCAGCUGCGUUUUGAAUAAACUAGUUACAUGGGACCCACAAGAGUUGUUAAAGUGUACCCACCUGAUAUAAUAAAUUAUGCAGUGUAUUUGCAAAUGAAUUAAACAAAAUAAUUAAUGAAAACACAAAAAUUUCACUGAAACAACACUAUUACGUUAGUAUUGAGUUUUAGUUGCUACAUGUGUUGUUGUCGUUUGUCCUAAAUUCCAGUAGUCGCGUGCUCAAUUACAUAUUUUGGAUAAUAACUGAUACACUCAUAUGUUUUGUCAUAUCUACAUGUAUAAAUGUAUUAAUCCAUUAUCCUUACUGCCAUCAAUGUAGAAAACCAACACGUACCAGCAGUUUUCUCAAACUUGUUAAUCCAUUAUCUACUAAAACUGCCUAUUCUUCUGUGUAUGCAUUUUUUUUACAAAACGCCCACAAUUCUUUUACUCACUGCUAUAGAUGAGUCAUGCGCGUCAAAAAGUAUUCGAAUUCUUUAAAUAACUUUAAGAUAACAGUGAUUUGUGUGGAAAACCUAUUAAAGUUAUUUGGUGCCGUAAUUGAAUUUGUGUAGAUAAAUAAAUGUGUAUGUGUGCCGAAGAGGUUUAAAGUGUUUUCUUUCGGUUACUAUUGCAUCUAUAAUUAUUGAAUUCAUACUACUACGUUUGCAUACAACAUGAAGACGCGUCUUGUUUCGUUAACAUACCGCGGCAGUGCUUCUGUGGAUCCGCGCUACUCCGCCGCAAUGUUGCCAUGGACAAUAAAUGAUAUUCGCUCAACGGAAAGCUAUUCGAAGCUCUCCGUUGGCAUCGAAAAUGGCGUACUCGAGUCUUAUAAUUCCGAUUUCGAGUUACAAUUCAGUCAUCCGCUCAAGCAUAUUGUCGGCAUGUGCCGCAUCGUACACAAGCAGAGCAACACGAAAAGCGCCGGCAACGGUUUCCUUCAGUUGAAGGCUUUCACCAGUGGCAGCAGCAGCGCCACCAAUAGCAAUGCGAAUGGCUUGAAAUCAACGGGCACAGGUGGUGCCUUAACCACCUCCACUUCGUAUGGUUCACUGUCCUCGAGCGCGGCACAGCGCGAAAGAGAGCGCGAGCGUGAACGCGAACAGGCGGCGUUGGCUGCCGCAAAUGGCGUGGAUGGUGGCACUAACGAGACGGUUAAUGGCGGAAAUGCGAAUAAUUUCAUGGAAUUUCUCGGUCCCAUCACUGGCCUGGUGUACUUAAUGAAGGAUCCGCGUGACCCGUUAUUGCAUAUUUAUCUAUUCGAAUGUGAAGCGGUUGAGGAGAUGGCCGAGCUCAUGCAUCAAAUGCGUGAUCCUGCGCACACACUUGGCGGUUCUGUGGGCAGCAUACCCCAGACUUUCGUCGCCAAUGGCUCCAACAAUGACUUGUCCAUGCAACGCGCACUCACCGGCAAUGGCAUACACGCCACACCGGCCACCAAUCUCAAGCUCAGCGAAGCUGUACGCAAUGCUCAACACGACGCUAGUCCCAAUAUUAUUUCGUCUAAGAUGAAAUCUUCGAAGUCGUAUACGCAUGGCUUGAGCAACUCAGCAGGCACCGUGCACAUUCCAACAUCUACCUCCGCGCAGAGUAAUCUAUCAUUACUCGCCGAUAUCUCGCCUAAUCACACGCACUUCUUCGAAGUCAUGUAUGUGGGUAAAAUACGCGUCUCACACAAGCGUGUGCCCUUCUCAUUCAUCGAUGAUGCCCUGCCCAAAUUCAAGGCGUACGACGCGCAGCGGUCGCGGCUCAUGCAGUUGACCGCCACCGCCACGGCCAGCGCUAUGACAACGGCAACAGCGUCUAAUCGCAAACUCUCCUUGAAUGUUGAGUCCAGCAAUGUCAAUGCGAGCGUCAAUAGCAGUACAGUAACUUUUGAUCUGAAAAACACUUCGCUCAAGGAGAGUGACGCUGAAGAGUCAGCGGCGGAAAUGGCAGAGAGUGCAGGCGCCGAAACAGAAGUCGAGACAUCGACGGAGACAGAAACGGAAGCUGAACAGCAGCAGGAUGCAAUGUCUGGCAAGUCGGUUGCAGAGGAUGGCGUUACACAAAUCGCAGACGAUGAGCAGCAAACAUCAAACAAAUCGAAUAAAUUACCAAAGCGAUUACUGCGCGGCAUUAGUCAGACUGAACUUCCUGUGAAGAAAGAGAAUAAUAGUGCAACCACUGAAGAAGAAAAAGAAGCAGGUCCAAGGGCGAAUGUGCCAGUUGCACCGAAUGUUAUAAUCAACAAGCAUCCAUCACCGCCACGUCAAGCGCAGGAACAGGAUACAAAAGAGCAAGCAAAGCAACAAGAAAAAACUGCAAUAACAACAACCGAUGAAACACAACAGCAAAUGCUCAAGAUACCACAACAACCAGCCUACGCAACGCUCGACACCAUACCCAAGCAACGCGAUCGUUCCGCUUCGUAUGGCUGUAUUCCACCGUUUGUCGAGCAGAAUCGCACAAUGGUCUUUUUGGUGGGUCGUUCUGACUUGCGGCUCAUCUCACCGGAUCGCAAGCAAGUGUUGCUUUACAAGGACUUCAAGGAUGUGGCCAGUUGCGCACAGGGACAGAAGAAUCCCGAUCAUUUCGGCAUCAUCUGUCGUGAGGUGCAUAACGAUGGCUACAUAGGUUAUGUCUUUAAAUGUCAGUCGGAUCAUGUGUGCGAUGACAUAGUUGCAGCCAUUUCGCAAGCUUUCGUCACUUGCGCCGAACAAAAGAAAAAGGAAGCCACACAGAUCUUCUCGUGUGAGCACUGUCCCAUGUUGUGGUAUCAUAAACUCUGCACCGACAUUGAAGGUUUGAGUGAGAAGAAGACACAGGCGAUGAUCUUUCGCCGCAUAGAGUCGCUAACCGACGAUGAGCAGGACAUGAUAUGGGCCAAAUACUAUGGUUCGGAGAAGACGAGCUCCCCGCUGUCGGAGCAAAAUCAAUUUUUAAUGAUGCUCUUACGUGCGCACUGUGAGUCACGUCAGCAGCGGCAUGUGCACGACACAGCUGAGAAUCGAUCGGAGUUCUUGAAUCAAUAUCUGGGUGGAAGUACGAUUUUCAUGAAAGCUAAACGUUCGCUCACCAACUCAUUCGAUCAUCUGUUGAAACGUAAGGCAUCCAAGGAUGAUAUUGGCAUAGCGCACGAUCUGCGCGAUCAUCAGAUACGUGAGAAAUCGGCCGAACCGCAUCCGGUUAGUCGUAGUGGCAAUGAAACACCCCCGGAGGGCUUCCGCUCACGUUCAAACACAAUCGGUAGUGCUAGUCCGAGCAGACCGAGUGCUGAGCACUUGAAGAGCCCCAUGAUGGAUAUUUUCAUCAAAGUCGGCAAUAGUCCAAAGGAAUCUGAAGCACACAAAGCUUCAUGGCGCCACGCCAUUUUAAAUAGUGUCGUAACACCAUCAAAGGGUAUGGAUGGUGAUGUACAAAAUGAAUUUAUGUCACCCAUGAGAGUCACAAAACGCUUACGUGGCAAGCGCACUCGUGAGGAGCUCCGCGAUCUCUGGAAGACCGCCAUACGUCAGACCAUACUGCUGAAUCGCAUGGAAACCGAGAAUGCCAUGUUGCAGGCGCGUCAAAAUGAAAAUGAGCUCAAACGCAUCAAACUCGACUACGAAGAGAUCGUGCCAUGCGACAAACAACUGAUCGAGCGUUGGGAACAGAUCAUUGAACGUGACUCCAUGAAGAUCGGCAAUAAGAAGGAUCCCAAAGUGCUGGCACAAGCGAUCAAAAAUGGUGUGCCACGUUCGAAACGUGGUGACGUUUGGACCUUCCUCGCCGAUCAGCAUUCCAUGAAUACAGCACCGGUGGACACAAAGAAAUUUCCCAAUUUCAAUACACCCUACCACACUUUGUUAAAGAAUCUCACCGAACAUCAGCACGCCAUAUUUAUCGAUCUGGGACGUACCUUCCCCAAUCAUAAGUUCUACAAGGAUCCACUUGGCGUGGGUCAAUUAUCGCUAUUUAAUUUAUUGAAAGCAUAUUCGAUACUCGAUCCAGAGCUGGGCUAUUGUCAGGGUUUGGGUUUCAUCUGUGGCAUAUUGUUGUUGCAUUGCGAUGAGGCGGACGCUUUUCAAUUGCUCAAACAUCUCAUGUUCCGACGCCAGAUGCGCACCAAAUACUUGCCGGAUAUGAAGAAAUUCCAACUGCAGCUGUAUCAGCUCUCACGUCUCGUCAAAGAUCACUUGCCAGAAUUAUAUAUUUGGCUCGAUCAGAAUGAUGUAUCACCCACUCUGUAUGCUGCACCGUGGAUACUAACUGUAUUCAGCUCACAAUUUCCUUUGGGUUUCGUGGCGCGCGUUUUCGAUUUGCUUUUCCUCGAGUCAUCGGAGGUGAUUUUCAAAUUCGCUAUCGCUUUGCUGACCGUGCAUAAAGAUGAAUUGCUGGCCCGCGACAAUUUUGAGGAAAUUAUGGAUUAUCUAAAAACGGUCGUACCGAAGAUGGAAGUGAAUGCAAUGGAGAAAAUUAUGAAAUUGGUAUUCACUUUGGACGUCAGCAAGCAGUUGACCGAAUAUAAUGUGGAAUACAAUGUAUUACAAGAGGAGAUCUCAACAGCAAAUCACCAUUUGGAGAUGUUGAACCGAGAGAAGACACGCAAUAUGCACCUGGAACAGCAACUACAAUUCGCUCAAUCGUCGAUCGCACAGCUGGAGAAGACACGCUCUUCACAGCAAACGCAAAUCACCUCGCUGCAAACCCAAGUACAAUCGCUGGAGUUGACCAUACAAACGCUCGGUCACUUCGUCGCUCAAUUGGCCGAACAAAAUGUCGAACUCGAAUUACCCGGCGAUGUGCGACGCAUACUGCAACAGCUGGAGGAUUUGGAACGUCAACGUCGCCGGCCACAUUUCACUGAACGCAAAAUCGGCAAAUCCGUAUCGGUCAAUAGUCAUUUGGGGUUUCCACUAAAGGUGUUAGAAGAGUUGAACGAAAGAGAAGAACAUGGUUCGCCACAAAAGAAGAAGGAGAAGAUACCUUUUUUUGAACACACCUACGAACAAUUGCGUCAACAACGCCAUGCACAACAACAACAGCAACAAAACGCUCAAACUUCACCAACAACACAGCAGCAGCGAAAGUUAUUAAGUAGCACCAGCAAUUCGCUGGAGGAAAAUCCACAACAACAGCAACAACAACGGCCAAAUCGCCUACUCGAUUCGGCGGACAUACAAACCAAGCCAGCGGAGCUCAAAUUGCCCGAUCACUCGGAUCAGUCAUACGACAGCGCCAACAUACGUAGUCCACUUGAGGUGGACAGUGGUGUGGGCACACCACUCAGCCCGCCCAGCACAAGCAGCAAUAGCAGCAGUAGCGGUCUCAGUACCGGCUCCAGCAGUGGUGGUAGUCUCUUUAGUCGUAUGGGUUACAAAAAUACGCCAACAGCGCUAUCACCGUUAAGCAGUCGGCAAACUUUAUAUGGCGCCGGCAGUGUGCCAGCAACAACCACAGCUGUUGGCAAAGUUGUGCCAGCAGUCUCGAUUAUUGUACCGGCCGAUCAACAAUCGCAGAUCGGUGCAGAGAUGCAUCCACUCAGCAUGGUUGGCGAGGUGAAUGUGCGUUUUAACGGCACCACACAACUCAAAUCCAUACGACCCGUACAUCAUAUGCGUCCGAUGGCUACUGUGGCAGCGGGUGUAGCGGCUGCGGCUGCAUCAGCGCUGCAAGAACAACAGUCAAACACCGCCGGCGAUAUCAGCAUCAAUAGCGGUAGCAGUGAGACAACAAAUACAGAUGCGACUAAUGGUCGCAGCUAACGGUUUUGAUUCAUAGCGAAAAUAUUGCGUAGCUUCUAUUAAAGAAACCAUAUAACACAUGAAAGACACAAAAAAAAAUAGAGGAAAAUAGAAAAUAAAGCGAAAAUUGCGGUUGUUCUCAAUUUGUAAGCGGGAUUUUGACGUGGAAAAUGACAGUUGGAUGGAAAGGAAAUACGUGAUUCUUCUCUAAUUUGUAAGUUACCGCUGUAUAUUUUUCGAUUUCAAACUGUUAGCAACCGCAGUUGGACCAACAAAAAAAUCUUUAAGCUUCAUGCGCUUAAAAGAAAUCUAGCAAAUAUUCUACAUAUUCUGAAUGAUGAAAACUGUUGAUAUAAACUGCUUUUAAAUGCCGCUAUUAGAAUUGAUAACUUUAAUAAAAGCACCAACUACGCCAACACCAUCGCUAUGCAAAAACUCGUAAAAUUAUAAGAUUAAAUAUGUAUUUAGAUAAAUAUAUGUAUGUAUAUGAAUGUCAGCGUUGAAUUGUAACCGCUAAACCCCUUGAUUAUAAUAUAGUGAUAUUUAUAUAAAUAUUAUAUUGAUUAAUGUAAAUGGAAUAUAAUUUCUUAUAUCUAUAAUUUAUUUUUUUAGUUCUCUAGUACGUUUUUAUUUAAGUUAUUCUUACAAAAGGUAUCAACUACCAAAAUUAUGACAAAACCAAAAAUUAAUCUAAAUUAUAAAUAUUUUUCAAUAUAAUUGCCCUUAUACUCUUAUCUCUUUAUCUUUCGUUAUUUUCAAUUUAUUUAUUAAUAUAUUUUUGGAAUUUAUAAUAAUAAAAUUAUAGCAAUUUUGGUGCAAAAGUCUUAAAUAUUCAUAAAUGUAAUAUUUCGCAAAUAUUAGACAUACUUUUGCUGCUAGUCAAGAGUCAAUAGACCCUGUAUAAGUAUAAAGAUCCACAUUAGUUAAACAAAAUUUUCACUGUUGAAAAAAAUUAUAACUUCUUCACUUUCAAAUUUUAUUUUAUUUAUUUUUUGUUUAAAUUUCAUAAUUUGUUUUCUAUUUUUGUAUCAUAGUUUAAAGCAAUUAAAUGAAUAAACAAUCGCUUGUGUCAUGUGAAAUAUGAUUAUUGUUGAAAUAUGUAUACAUAUUUAAAGUAAUUCAUUAAUUUAAGCAAGAAUUUAGAAAUAAAAGGAUAAAAUAAUUUCAUAAGUCCCGCUUCACACAAGUAAAUAUAAUUAAGAUUUAUUCUGUUUGUGUUAAAACAAAAAACCAAAAAUUAAUUAAGAUAAUUUUUCGAUGAAAAAAAUAUUUUUUUCUGUUAAAUUUUUAUAAAAAUUCAACGAUAUUAUUUUUGUUAUAAAAACUAGUGUUUUUUUAUUUUAAAAUAGUAUAUAUUUAUUUUUUAACAAAUUUACUACCUUUUGACUAACAUUAUUACUAAAUAAAAUUAAUAAAUAAUUCUAAAAAUAAAUUUCUGACAAGUGUUAAAAUUUUUCCAACAUAAUUUAAGUGCAUGCGUUAAAUAUACAUGGUGUGUAUAUAUUGGUGCUAAAAAUGCAUAGACGUAUGUAUAUACAGUCUAAGAAAGCACUAGAGAACAUAAGAACGAAAUUUGUUUCCCACAACAGUUGGGCGUAUAUGACAUGAUUUCCAAUCAGGAACGAUUAUCUCGGUAGCAUUGCUCUAAAUUAUUUGGUAAUUUUUUAUGCCGUUAAAACAACAAGGAAGAUAUUCACCAAAGUAAAAAGUGAUAGAUCUUCGAUAAAUGUGUGUGAACAGGGACUUGCCUUUUUUAUAGUUUUUCUAAAUUUUCGUUUGAACGAAAAUUUUCAAAAAUUAAAUAUUUGAAAUUGUUUAAAAUCUCACAAAAAUCAUAUUAAUUUAACAUAUUUUUUUUAGUUUAAUUAAAUGUAAUUAGAAGUAAUUAAAUCUAAACAGAUUGUUAGAAGUUUACGGAUAUUUAUGUACAUGCUUACAGUAUAGGCUUAUAUGUGAUUAAUUUGUAUAUUAUUUUCUCAUUUUUUUGUUUUUUUUUACACACAAAUAAUUCGAAUAUUAAUACCGUAAAUAUACUCGCAUAUAGAAAGAGUAAGUAUUUACGUAAGUACUUAAGCAAAAAUUAAAUAUAUUUAUAUGUAACGGAUCAAGUGUAUGCUUGCUUAUAUGUUUUGAUUAAAAAACACAAAAAAUAUAAAUAAUUAUAUAAUUAAAAACAUGUUAAUUACAAAUUACAAGCUUGAUUAUCUAAAAUACCAACACAAGUGUAUAAACACUAAAUGUAUAAUCUCUCUUAGCAUAAGCUCGUGCGUAAAUUUGUACAAUCACAUAUAAUAAAUAUAAUUUUUUUGUUUAUUUACUUGCGCCUGUUAUAAUUUAUUAAACAAAAAUAUAAUCACAAAUGUAAUCAAAAUGAAAAUGUAUUGUAAUUUCUAGC
Molecule: messenger RNA, 8709 nt
Organism: Zeugodacus cucurbitae (melon fly)
Lineage: Eukaryota; Metazoa; Arthropoda; Insecta; Diptera; Tephritidae
Gene: plx
Product: TBC1 domain family member 4
Exons: 11
Coding region: 1284-6335 (1683 amino acids)
Source: RefSeq, a predicted model, not a curated record